CCUACGUGAGACUCUGGCGGCAGGCUUCGCUGGUAGCUUGACUGUGCAGAGACGGCAAGAAGCGACCGACCGGCGGGGGAGGCAGCAGGCGACGGGAAGGACAGAGGGAGUUUAGGCUGUGUCCCGUAUUUGGAAUAAGCGAGACUAGACUACAGCUUUUCCUCUUGACGUGAAACGAGCUCCUCAGUAACCUUCACAGAGAAAGGACCCGCAUAUUGUUUUUCUUUUUUUCUUUUUAACGGCUAACUUACUGGAACUCUUGAACUGUAACUAACCGUCGGUUUGAACAACUGUGAAGAAAAAGAGACGUUUUGGUUUCUGGACGAAGAUUUGGGAUUUAAAGAACAUUUGUGCCAGCAUUGAGUUGAGAAAACAAGGGAAUAUUUUUUUUUCUUCCCACAGUUGGAUGGAAACAUAGCAAACAAAUAAAAAUAAAUAAAAAAUCAGUUAAGCUCCGACAACACUGUGAGAGAUUGUACGUCAACUCCUGGGAGAAAAGGAGCAACGAUGGCAGUUAGGAACGGGGAAAAGUAACGUUAACGUUAGCUCGCUGGCUAGCUAAAUAGCUAACCUAGCAGGCUGCUAACUAAGCCUGUGUCGCCCUUCCAUUCCUGGAGCAGAGGAGGGGCGCUGGGGCUUUGUAGCAUUGCAGAUCUGCCUUGCAUUUUUGGGUUGCUGCAAGAAUGGAGAGUCCCAAAUAUCCGCCACAACAACUCAGGGGGAUCUGUUGAAACAGCAUCGACUCCAUCUUUUUUUGUAUACAUUUCCCCGAGCGGAGAAGACCAGAAAACUGCAAGCUAACGCUGGGAUUUCAUCAAAAAAAAAUCCACCGGCCCGGAGCAGCCAGGGUCUGUAAUUGUGACUACUUCUUUUCGUAUAUGCCCUGUGGGGAUAGGUAUUAUAAAAUGGGGAAGUGCUACAUGUCUUAUCCACCUCUUAGAUACUGGAUCUCGAGAGGGAGAUCAUGAAUAGGCCGAUUUUAACGAGGCAUUAGCCGCCGGCCUUCCCCUCAACUCAAAGUUUUUAUUAUCAUUUUUGAGACGUAUUCAAGGUGAGAGAACUUAUUUUUUUACAGGCCCCUCUGUGCUAACUAAACAGGCCGAGGAGGUGUCUGCCCUCUUCCCCACCACCACCACCACCUCCUUCAUCACCACCAUCAUUAGUUCAAAAACCAACAAGCCGGAAUAAUCAUGUCGGGAGAGGUGCGUUUGAAGAAGCUGGAGAAGCUGAUCCUGGACGGGCCAGCUCAGUCUAAUGGCCAGUGCCUGAGUGUGGAGACGCUGCUGGAUAUCCUGGUGUGUCUCUACGAUGAGUGCAACAACUCCCCGCUCAGGAGAGAGAAGAACAUCACCGAGUUUCUGGACUGGGCUAAACCCUUCACCUCCAAAGUGAAGCAGAUGCGCCUGCACAAGGAAGACUUUGAGAUCCUGAAGGUGAUUGGACGAGGAGCCUUUGGAGAGGUCGCAGUCGUAAAAGUAAGAAACACAGACAAGGUCUUCGCCAUGAAGAUUCUCAACAAGUGGGAGAUGCUGAAGCGAGCUGAGACGGCUUGUUUCCGGGAGGAGCGGGAUGUGUUGGUAAAUGGGGACUGCCAGUGGAUCACCACCCUGCACUACGCCUUCCAGGACGACAACAAUCUGUACCUGGUCAUGGACUACUAUGUGGGUGGCGAUCUGCUGACUCUGCUCAGUAAGUUUGAGGACCGGCUGCCAGAGGAGAUGGCCAAGUUCUACCUGGCUGAGAUGGUGCUGGCCAUCGACUCGGUCCACCAGCUACACUAUGUCCACAGGGACAUUAAGCCCGACAACAUUCUGCUGGAUAUGAACGGCCACAUCCGCCUAGCUGACUUUGGCUCCUGCCUGAAACUCAUGGAGGACGGGACGGUUCAGUCCUCGGUGGCGGUGGGGACACCGGACUACAUCUCCCCAGAAAUACUACAGGCUAUGGAGGAUGGGAAAGGAAAGUACGGACCUGAGUGCGACUGGUGGUCUCUGGGCGUCUGCAUGUACGAAAUGCUGUACGGCGAGACUCCCUUCUAUGCAGAGUCCCUGGUGGAAACUUAUGGGAAGAUCAUGAACCACAAGGAGCGUUUCCAGUUCCCGCAGCAGAUUACAGAUGUGUCUGAGGACGCAAAGGAUCUGAUUCGUCGGCUCAUUUGCAGUCGAGAGCACCGAUUGGGCCAGAACGGCAUUGAGGACUUCAAACAUCACCCGUUCUUCACUGGCAUCGAUUGGGAAAACGUUCUGACAUGUGAGGCUCCGUACAUUCCAGAGGUCAGCAGUCCUACAGAUACCUCCAACUUUGAUGUGGACGAUGACUGCCUAAAGAACUCGGAGACCAUGCCUCCUCCCUCUCACACAGCCUUCUCUGGCCACCACCUGCCCUUUGUGGGUUUCACAUACACAAGUAAAUGUACACUAUCUGACCGGGGUUGCCUGCGACAGCUGGCAGCCGUGCCGGGAAAGGCAGGCCAGGACCAGGUGGACCUGGACGUCCAGCGCGGCCUGGAGGACAGCCUGGCUACAGAGGCCUACGAGAGGAGGAUCCGCCGCCUGGAGCAGGAGAAACUUGAGCUGAGCCGCAAACUGCAAGAGUCGACUCAGACGGUGCAGGCCCUGCAGCACCAGACAGGUGAAGGCCCUCUCAGUGCAAACAAGGAGGUGGAGAUCAGGAGUCUGAAGAGCGAGAUCGACAUCCUUAAGAAGCAGAUCGCUGACUCAGGCCAGCUAGAGAAGCAGCUGGAGGACGUGUCGUCGGCCCGCAGGGACCUGGAGGAUUCAUCUAAACACAUCAGGACUCUGGAGAAACAGAUGAAGACCAUUUCACAGGAGAGGGAUGACCUGCACAAGGAUGUUCUGGAGGCCACUGAGAAGCUGAAGUCUCAGUCGAAGGAGCUGAAGGAAGCUCACAGCCAGAGAAAGCUGGCCAUGCAGGAGUUUUCUGAGCUGAAUGAAAGACUCACAGACCUCAGGUCGGUGAAGCAGCGUCUGGCUCGUCAGUUGCGAGACAAGGAGGAAGAGAUUGAGAGCCAAACUCAGAGGGUUGAGGCUCUCCGCCUUGAGGUGCGAAAGGCAGAGAGGUCCAAGAAGGAGAUGGAGGCGCAGGCGGAGGAGCAGGCAGCAGAGGCUCAGAAAGAGAGGAAGCUGAGAGAGCGUAACGAGCAGUACAGCCGACAGCUGGAGGAGGAGCUGGAGGGGCUUAAGGCGGGCUCCUCCGCUGGCCCGGCCUCAGCGGACCAGACCCAGGAGGUGGGACGCCUACGAGGAGACCUGGAGAAGAAGACGGUCCUGUACGAAGAGGAGUUGGCACGAAGGGAGGCGCAACACACCAACGAGCUGAAGGCCCUGCGCAAGGAGCUGCGGGAUGCUGAGAGCCAACACCUCGCUCUGCAGAAGGAGAUCCUGAUGCUCAAAGACAAGCUGGAGAAGACUCGACGUGAGAGCCAAAGUGAGCGGGAAGAGUUUGAGGCCGAGUACAAGGAGAAGUAUGAGAGGGAGAGAGUCCUGCUCACCGAGGAGAAUAAGAAGCUGUCCAGCGAACUGGAUAAGCUGACCACCAUGUUUGAGAGGGUGAGCAGCUCCAACAGGCAGCUGGAGGAGGAGAUGAGGGAGCUGGCUGACAAAAAGGAGAGUGUAGCUCACUGGGAGGCCCAGAUCACAGAAAUCAUCCAAUGGGUGAGCGAUGAGAAGGAUGCUCGGGGAUACCUGCAGGCUCUGGCCACUAAGAUGACAGAAGAGCUGGAGGGACUGAGAAACACCAGUCUGGGAGCCAGAGCCACAGACAUGCCGUGGAAGAUGCGGCGCUUUGCCAAGCUGGACAUGUCGGCCCGUCUGGAGCUGCAGUCGGCCCUGGACGCUGAGAUCAGAGCCAAGCAGAGCAUCCAGGACGAACUGAACAAGGUCAAAGCCAACAACAUCUCCACAGAAUGUAAACUGCAGGAUGUGGAAAGUAAAAACCAGGAGCUCCUCGCUGAAAUCGACAGGCUGAAGAAAGAGACAGAAGAACUGCGGCUACGGAGGGGUGUCAAGCACCAGGAUUCCCAGAAUUCCUUCUUGGCUUUCCUCAACGCUCCCACCUCAGCACUCGACCAGUUCGAUCGCUCGCCAUCCGUUGGCCCGGCUAGCAAAGGCAGACGUGUUGACUCGAUUGAUAACUUCACCCCCUCCAACACUCCAUCCCGGGAGGACGACCCCAAGUCCCACCUCAAGUCCCGCUCGCGUUCACCCUCCAUGGCCAGUGAUAUGGAGCCCAUAGAGCUCAUAGAUCAUCCUCCCCGUACAGUCCAGACCCCCACCAUGCGCUCAGGAGGGUACGGCAGCAUCGGACGCUCCUCACCGAAGUCCAAAGCACAUCAGUUUGUGGUGAAGACAUUCAACACGCCCACUAAAUGUAACCGGUGCACUUCCCUCAUGGUGGGGCUCAUACGUCAAGGUUGUACCUGUGAAGUGUGUAACUUCUCCUGCCAUGUGACCUGUGCGGACAAAGCUCCGGCUGUGUGUCCUGUACCCCCCGACCAGACCAAGGGCCCGCUGGGUAUCGACCCUCAGAGGGGGAUCGGAACCGUGUAUGAAGGGACAGUAAGGGUGCCCAAACCGACAGGGGUGAAGAAGGGUUGGCAGAGGGCGAUGGCUGUGGUGUGCGACUUCAAACUGUUCCUCUACGAGCUGGGAGAAGGAAAAGCCACACAGCCAAGUGUAGUAGUCAGCCAAGUUAUAGAUAUGAGGGAUGAAGAGUUUUCAGUCAGUUCUGUCCUGGCCUCUGAUGUCAUCCACGCCAGCCGUAAAGACAUCCCCUGUAUAUUCAGAGUGACGGCGUCCCAGCUUUCCCCCUCCAGCAGCCACAAGCCCUCCAUCCUGAUCCUGGCCGACAGCGAUCAGGAGAGGAACAAAUGGGUGGGCCUCCUCAACGAGCUCCACCGCAUCCUCAAGAAGAACAAGCUCAAGGAGCGCUUCGUCUAUGUCCCCAAAGAGGCCUACGACAGCACCCUGCCGCUCAUCAAGACCACACAAUCUGCUGCUAUCAUAGAUCAUGAGCGUGUCGCCCUGGGCAACGAGGAAGGCCUUUUUGUCAUCCACGUCACCAAAGAUGAAAUUAUCCGGGUGGGGGACAACAAGAAGGUGCACCACAUCGACCUGAUUCUCCAGGAGCAGCUGCUGGCCGUCAUCUCCGGCAGGAACCGCCACGUGCGUCUCUUCCCCACACAGGCCCUGGACGGCCGCGAGACCGAGUCCUACAAGCUGGCAGAGACAAAAGGCUGUCAGACUAUCGUGUCUGGACCCGUCCGCAACGGCUCGCUCACCUGCCUCUGUGUGGCCAUGAAGAGACAGAUCAUAUGCUACGAGGUGAAUAAGAGUAAAGGACGUCAUCGUCGGCUGCGAGAGCUGCAGGCUCCAGGACAAGUUCAGUGGAUGGGUCUGCUCAGCGAGCGUCUUUACGUAGGAUAUCAGUCUGGCUUCACCCGCUACAGUGUCCAUGGUGACGUGUCCCCUGUCAGCCUGCUCCACCCUGAGGACCACACCCUGGCCUUCAUCCCCCAGCAGGGCCUGGAGGCCCUCUGUGCCGUAGAGAUUUCCAGCAAGGAGCUGCUGCUGUGCUUUAGCGCCAUAGGAGUUUAUGUGGACUCUCAGGGCCGCAGGUCCCGUCAGCAGGAGCUGAUGUGGCCAGCUGUGCCCAUCGCUGCCUGCUACAACGCCCCCUACCUGUCGGUGUACAGCGAGAACGCUGUCGAUGUGUUUGACGUCAACACCAUGGAGUGGAUUCAGACCAUCCCGCUCAAGAAGGUACGACCUCUGAAUGUUGACGGCUCUCUGAACCUGCUGGGACUGGAAACAGUCCGGCUUAUCUACUUUAGAAACAAGAUGGCCGAGGGUGACGAGCUGGUCGUCCCAGAGACGUCUGACAACAGCAGGAAGCAGAUGGUGCGCAGCAUGAACAACAAGAGGCGCUUCUCGUUCAGGGUGCCUGAGGAAGAGCGGCUUCAGCAGAGGAGAGAGAUGCUGCGAGACCCAGAGAUGAGGAACAAGCUCAUCUCCAACCCCACCAACUUCAACCACGUGGCCCACAUGGGACCAGGAGACGGGAUCCAGAUCCUGAAGGACCUGCCCAUGAACGUCCGUGUUCAGGAGAGCCGCGCGGGCUUCAGCGGUUCAGUCAGCAUCCCCUCCAUCACCAAGAACCGGGCCGAGCCGGGCCGCUCCAUGAGUGCCAGCAGUGGACUGGGCAUACGCUCGUCCUCUCAGAACGGCAGCGCUCUGCGCCGAGAGCUGUCAGGAGGAAGCUACGGAUCCAAACGGCAGACCAUGACCUCUCCCUCUGAGAGCUCCCUGUCCUCUGGUGGAGGGAUGGACUGUGGCGACGCUCCACUCUCACAGUUUGACAGAGAGUGGCAGGCAGUCUCACCGUCGGAGAAGACCCCCGAUCUGAAAAGGGCUUUAAGGACCCUGCUUAGUAAGAUGAAGGACUCGGACUCCCCCCGUCACUCCACAGCCUCCAACAGCUCCACCUUCAGCAGCCCUCCCAGUCCGGCCUCGCCACACAAGACCAAGUCCCUGUCCCUGGAGAGCACAGACCGCAUGGGCUGGGACACAUGAGCCUCCGCCGGCCUCUCGCCCCGCCCACCGACCGACUGACCGACCGACCGACAGCACAGGACUCCAAACCCUCCUCUUCCACCGCAGCCUCUGCAUCCUUUCUGAACACCUCCUCCCCCCUCACUGCCCAGAGAACUGCACCUCCUGACGAACAUUUGUCCCGCUUUACAGCCUCAAUUUGUCUCAUCGUACUUCCAAGACGGGCCAGAAACACUGAGAGAGAGUGUCGUCUCUUUGAGGGAAACUCUGAGGGAGAAGCUAACAAAACCUGUGUGUGAGGGUGCAAAUGUGUGUGUGUGUGUGUGUGUGUGUGUGUGAGUGUGAGAGGAGCUGUAUGCGCCUGCCAGUGUGUGUGCAUGCGUUUAUCCAGAAAGGGCGUCGAUGCAGGAAUGAAAACCUCCCGUCUCUGCUCUUUCUUUCUUUCUUUUUUUGUUUUGCUAUGAACAGACAGCGCUCUGUCCAGUCCCCCAGACUCAGAAAGCUCACCAUGCAACAAAAAGAAGAGGAUUAUUAUCGAGAGAAAAUGAUUUGUACUUGUACAUAGGACCCUUUGGGUUUUAGGGGACAAUAUUUUAAUUUAUUUAUCAAUCUUAGACAAGGAAAAGGGAGGUUUGCUUCAUGGCGGCGAGUCAGACGGGUGGAGUUAAAACCCCACCUCACCUCCCUCCGUUGCUUUCUCUUCGGGUGCUGCAAAAAUUCAAAAUGUAAUAAAUAAAAAAAAGAGAGAGAGAGGUGAGAAAGGAAAGCAAUGAUUUAUUUUUUCUUUUGCUCAUGAUACUAAGUGCAGUGACUUUAUAAUCUUUUUUAAAUUUUAUUUCUGACCAUGAGAAGCAGCGUUAACUAAGCCGGCUCCCACGACACCGUCACCGCUCCUCCGUGCUACUCUCUUCCUCAUCGGACGCCAUCCGACAGCCCCUGGACGUCCUCCGUUGUAGUGUAGACGUUUGCUGUACAACCAAACUGACCAACUCACAGGUUCCCAUCACAAUAAUGUACAUAGGUUCAAAGUAGAGAGUAAUAUAUGAUAAGGAAAAUACUAUAGAGAACUACACGGGAAAGAGAAAAAAUCCUCCUCGACUUUUAUUUUCCCUUUUGUUUGUUUCGAGUGAUUUUUUUGGGGUUGUAUUCACACAAAAAGCCAUUUUUAACCACUCUCCAGUUUUUCUUUUUUAUUUACUGAUUGAUUUUAGAUUUGUUUGUUUUAUAUUGUAUGUAUGACACGCGUUGUUUUCUCUCCUCCCACUGUGUUUGAGUGAAGACCACUCACGUAUGGAUCGACACUACUGCCCGUAUCGUCGAGUGAACACGUGCAUUUAUCACAAACCUGCUACCACACAUGUAUCUACGCACACUGAGGUGGUGUUUUUAUGCAGCAGAUUGCCUUGUCCUGCUCCACCUCUCCGACUGUUCGAGGUGAAGUGGCUCCGAUCAUUUAUUCAGCAGUUAUGGACACGUGUGUGUGUUUAACUUCACUGUGGUGUCUGGGCGGAGGGAGCAGUCGUCUCCGCUGAGCUCGAUUUAACCAAAAACAUGGACAAAAGAGGGAGACUGUGAUAUUAUUUUGUCUUUCUGGAGAAGGUUUGGUUGAUCUGUUGGUGACCAGUAGAGCUCUUGAUUAAAAGAAAAAAACACUAAAACCAGAAUGUAGACACUUGCAGGCUGAGAGAGAGUCAGCACUUGGGUUUUUCAUGAUGAAGCGCCGAUGAGGAAACCUCAGCGUGACCUGUUGUCGUCUGUAAAAUGAGCUGGGCUCCUCCAGGCUGCGUUUCUUUGGCAGGGUGGAAAAAAGGCCUCUGAAAGAGCAUUUUUACAGUGUGACGGCUCCUGGCUGCAGAGCAGGGCAUUCCCAGCCAAAAACCUGUUACCUCUGUUCAUCUCCUUCAGUUUACAGACAGAUUGAAAGGCAUUUUAUACGAGGAUUCACUCGCAGGCCAGAUUACAGCUGCGAGGGAGCAGCAGCGUCCUCGCUCACAAUCCUCCAGUUUAUUCUGCUUGUUUGUCAGAAAGGGAAACAAAACAAACUUUGGUGGUCAUUCCUGCCGAUUCCCCUGUUGAAACACAACAAAGUAGCUCUAAACAGCCCAUUCCAAGUGUUAAUUAUUCUUUUUUUUUAGUAUUCCAUUUUAUAUGAAGAGAGAAGGAGGUGAGCGACUCUUCAGUGCGACUAAGCUGGUUUUAUUCCAAACAACCACCUCUUAGAAAACAUUUUAAGCUAGUGAGUCUCUUUAGUUCCUGCUGGAGUUGAUCUGUAGAAUGUAUUAGUCGGGGGGGAGGGAGGGUUCGGGAGAUUCGUCUUCGCCAGGUGUUUUAUUAUCGGCCGAUAUUGUACAGAAAUAAAAUGGAUCCUAGAUAUCCCAGUUUAAGGAGAGGGGAAGAGAAACUCAGGAAAUGUCAGAACCAAUGAAUUAUUUUCAUUCUAGAUGAAAAUGGGUGUGUUUGACGGAUGGAUGCGCCGGAGCGAGUGAGGGAGAGAUGAAUCAGUGUACAGUAGCUGCGACCCGGGUGGAGACAGCGAGGAAACGGAAGGCGGGUGGAGUGGACGAGAAGAUGUAAAGAAAAACAAAACAGAGAAAAAAAAAGUGUUGAGGGGUGAAGGGUGAGAGGUGCUUCGUUGGCUGAGGUGCCACAGUGAGAAGGAAAAACCGAAAAUUAAAAAAAAAACUUCAAACGCCUUUGCAUUUCAGUGAGGUCUUAUCUACAGUACCUUCUAUAUUAUUUUGCUCUUUCAUAUCAUAUUACACUUUGUUUUUGUUUUCUAGGAUUGCUUUGUAAUAAUUUGUACAGUUUUGCAUGUUAUAGAUGUAAUCAUUUGUUUUUCGGUUUGUUGUUUUAUUUGGACUUUGCUCCUUUUUUUUCUUUGAACGGUUUGGGCGUUUUACUGAGGAUAACCCACUACAGGUGAUGUAGAUUCUUUUUUGCACAAAAAAAAAAAUAUUUAAGGUGUAAGGUCAAAACAAAAUAAUGUAUGGAACUGGCUGCCACACUUAUGUGGAGAACUCAUUAUAUUAACCUGACUCCGAUGUAUUUCAAUAAAGCGGAGGGCUGUUACAAAUACAA
Messenger RNA from Acanthopagrus latus (yellowfin seabream), 9647 nucleotides. It is a transcript of the gene cdc42bpab, whose product is annotated as CDC42 binding protein kinase alpha (DMPK-like) b. The transcript has 43 exons. Lineage: Eukaryota; Metazoa; Chordata; Actinopteri; Spariformes; Sparidae. Gene Ontology annotation, cellular component: cytoskeleton; cytoplasm; actomyosin. The record is from RefSeq and is a predicted model, not a curated record. Gene Ontology annotation, biological process: peptidyl-threonine phosphorylation; actomyosin structure organization. The coding region runs from base 1191 to 6590 and encodes 1799 amino acids. Gene Ontology annotation, molecular function: ATP binding; protein serine/threonine kinase activity.